CGCCUUUUCAACAUUACAGGAAGUGAAGUACCCGCAGGGUUGUGGGGGGCGUGGAUUUACCACUGCUUUUGAUUUCUUGGUGUUGUUUUUUGUGUCUAAUAUCAUGACAUCGUAGGUAUCGAACCGGUUAGCCAGAUGUUUUAGCGCAACGUUAGCGUUGUUCGUUAACUUGUCGUUUUCUUCUUCAUGUUGCUAGUUUUGGGGCGUAGCAUUAGCUAGAGGCUAGCUAGCUAGCCAGGAUUAGCUGAGCUUUUUUGUAGCUAACAGUUCUCUGGAGGACAACAGCCUCAGUCUUUAACAAAGAAGACUUGGGUAAGAGUAGUACCAAUGUCACUCCAGAUUUACAUGUGGUGACAGAAGUAUUAGCACUUAUGCUGGGGCAUUAACAGCGUCGUUAAUCGUUCACGUCCCUGCAGAUGAGUGGCCCUGACAUCUGAUUGAGCCGGGGAGUUAGCAAAAACAUGUCCUGUAAGUCAACUAAAGUGGCUCCGAGUGUUGAUUUCGACCACAGCUGCUCUGACAGCGUGGAAUAUUUGACACUUAAUUUCGGCCCAUUUGAGACUGUUCAUCGCUGGAGAAGACUCCCUCCGUGCGAUGAGUUUGUUGGUGCAAGGCGCAGCAAACACACUGUGGUGGCUUACAGAGAUGCAAUAUAUGUGUUCGGGGGAGACAAUGGCAAAAACAUGCUGAAUGAUCUCCUUCGCUUUGAUGUGAAGGAUUGUUCCUGGUGUCGAGCUUUCACCACUGGAACGCCACCUGCCCCCAGAUACCACCACUCAGCUGUGGUCUAUGGCAGCAGCAUGUUUGUAUUUGGGGGCUACACUGGAGACAUUUACUCAAAUUCAAACCUGAAAAACAAAAAUGACCUUUUUGAGUACAAGUUUGCUACAGGACAGUGGACUGAAUGGAAAGUGGAGGGAAGCUUGCCAGUGGCCAGAUCUGCACAUGGGGCCACAGUCUACAGUGAUAAACUCUGGAUAUUUGCUGGUUAUGAUGGAAAUGCCAGGUUGAACGACAUGUGGACCAUCAGUCUGCAGGACCGAGAGCACGCGUGCUGGGAAGAGAUCGAUCAGAGUGGUGAAAUUCCGCCGUCUUGCUGCAACUUCCCUGUCGCCGUAUGCAGGGACAAGAUGUUUGUGUUUUCUGGACAGAGUGGAGCCAAAAUUACUAACAACCUCUUUCAGUUUGAGUUCCAAGGCCACAUGUGGACACGUAUACCAACUGAACAUUUGCUGCGGGGCUCCCCUCCACCUCCGCAGAGGCGCUAUGGACACACUAUGGUUGCCUUUGACCGCCACCUGUAUGUAUUUGGAGGUGCUGCUGACAACACCCUGCCCAAUGAGCUGCACUGCUAUGAUGUUGACUCUCAGACCUGGGAGGUGAUUCAACCCAGCCAUGACAGUGAGAUGCCCAGUGGGAGACUCUUCCAUGCUGCUGCUGUGAUUCUGGAUGCCAUGUACAUCUUUGGUGGGACUGUGGACAACAAUGUCCGCAGUGGGGAGAUGUACAGAUUCCAGUUUUCAUGCUACCCAAAGUGUACCCUCCAUGAGGAUUAUGGCAAACUAUGGGAGAACCGUCAGUUCUGUGAUGUGGAGUUCAUUCUGGGCGAGAGUGAAGAGAGAGUCUUGGGGCAUAUCGCCAUAGUGACUGCAAGAUGUCAGUGGUUGCGGAAGAAAAUCCUGCAGGCUCGAGAUAGGCAGCGACAGAAGACAAAACAGGAGAGCAGUGAGGAUGAAGGAGCAGCUGGAGGCCCAAAGGAUAUGCCAGCAGGCAACAGGCCAUCGGGCACACAGCCGCUGCUGGAGGUAUCCAUCAGAGAAGCGGAGGCUCAGCCUUUUGAAGUCUUAAUGCAGUUUCUCUACACAGACAAGAUCCAGUACCCUCGCAGAGGUCAUGUGCAGGAUGUUCUCCUGAUUAUGGAUGUGUACAAACUGGCCCUUAGCUUUAAGCUUUCCCGGCUGGAGCAGCUCUGUGUGCAGUACAUUGAAGCAUCAGUUGACCUGCAGAAUGUUCUCAGUGUCUGUGAAAACGCCAACAAACUGCAGCUCGACCAGCUCAAGGAACAUUGCCUUAAUUUUGUGGUUAAGGAGUCACACUUUAACCAGGUUAUCAUGACAAAAGAGUUCGAGCAUCUCUCCACUCCCCUGAUAGUGGAGAUUGUGCGACGAAAGCAGCAGCCUCCUCCUAGGGUGUACUCUGACCAGCCUGUGGACAUCGGGACCUCCCUGGUGCAGGACAUGAAGGCCUACCUGGAGGGAAGCGGCUUUGAGUUUUGUGACAUUAUUCUGCUGUUAGAUGGUCACCCACGGCCUGCACACAAAGCCAUACUGGCAGCUCGAUCCAGUUACUUUGAGGCAAUGUUCCGCUCCUUCAUGCCCGUGGACGGUCAGGUAAAUAUAUCCAUCGGUGAGAUGGUCCCGAGUAAGCAGGCCUUUGAGUCGAUGCUGCGUUAUAUUUACUAUGGUGACGUGAACAUGCCUCCAGAGGAUUCCCUCUAUCUGUUUGCUGCACCAUAUUACUAUGGGUUUUCUAACAACAGGCUGCAGGCUUACUGCAAGCAGAAUCUCGAGAUGAACGUCACUGUGGAGAAUGUCUUGCAGAUUCUUGAGGCAGCUGAUAAGACCCAGGCUCUGGACAUGAAGAAGCACUGUCUCCACAUUAUUGUCCACCAGUUCAUCAAGGUAUCCAAGCUCCCCAACCUGAGGUCUCUCAGCCAGCUGCUGUUGUUGGACAUCAUUGAGUCGCUAGCCACACACAUAUCAGACAAACAGUGUGCCGAGAUGUGCUCCGAUAUUUAGGACGGCUCUUUUCUACUCUAGCAGAAGCCCUACAUCCCUGCUCCACCUAAUCAUUCCUUGCAUGUGUCAUACCCCACGCAACUGAUGCCUUUUAUCCACACUGUAUCGAGUUGCUGUUGUUGUUGUUGUUUGUCCCUCUGCAUCUCAGCGAGGAAUGAAAUCAGUGAAGGAACCAGAUUGUACCUAGAAUUGUUAAAUAGUGUAAAAUGAUCUUUUCAUGUAUAACUCUGCUUUUAUUUAUUUUGUACAGACAGACCUUUUUUGCAAAGAAAUUAUUCUGCUCACUGUUGCUUUUGCAUUUUUUGGGGGAUAAAUAUACAGCUCACUGUUACAUUUCAUAAUUGUGACAAUAGAAAUGGAUUAAAUCUCAUCAGAUGUAUCAUCUCAAUAAAACAUCACAUCUAUUAAAGUCAAGUGGGUUAUUUAUCUAAAUCUCUAUUCAUUGAAGUUUGUAUUAUUUACAUAUGUCUUGUGGUAAAGAAUCCAAAUCAUAUGAAAAUAUUUAUAAUAUAUCUCUGUGUUAAGUACUGUUACUGGCACAUGUCUUUGUGAUAAUUCUUACCAUUAACAAAAUCUGUGUAUCCUAUAAUACUGACCUGAGUAUUUAGUGACAUUAUUCUGUUAUCAUGCACUCGAAGCCUUAAUAAAUCUCCUACAGAAUGA
This is a messenger RNA of Oreochromis niloticus (Nile tilapia), 3461 nucleotides long. It is a transcript of the gene lztr1, whose product is annotated as leucine zipper like post translational regulator 1. NCBI's taxonomy places the organism in Eukaryota, Metazoa, Chordata, Actinopteri, Cichliformes, Cichlidae. Gene Ontology annotation, cellular component: Golgi apparatus. Bases 462 to 2798 code for a protein of 778 amino acids. The transcript is spliced from 19 exons. The record is from RefSeq and is a predicted model, not a curated record. Gene Ontology annotation, molecular function: protein binding.